Colletotrichum acutatum is the source of this 857-nucleotide messenger RNA. RefSeq lists its product as uncharacterized. The transcript has a single exon. Bases 245 to 754 code for a protein of 169 amino acids. NCBI's taxonomy places the organism in Eukaryota, Fungi, Ascomycota, Sordariomycetes, Glomerellales, Glomerellaceae. The record is from RefSeq and is a predicted model, not a curated record.
ACGAUCCCAAGCCAUUGCUCGGUCUUGCAGAGAACUGAAGUCCCUGAGUCAAGAUCGCAGGCGAAACCCCCCGGCUCCCUAACCCCCCACCGUUUCUCGUGCCGUGGAGCACCAAGCAUUUAAAACGGCAGAGCCAAGAGUCAUGAAGGAUCCCGGGUCAUCCCUCAUGGUCUGAUAUGCUUUCGAGCCCAAGUGCUAUCUCACCUCGCAGCCGCCAAUAUUAACGCCCAUUGGGAGCCGAUGAAUGAUCCAAGACUUCCCCAUGCCCGAGUACGAAGGGUGUUGGACAUCUGCUGCCUACAGCGUGUAUGUCUUCACGAUACAGCACAUAGCCCAAUUAUCCUUCUCAAUCACUCGUCGCCAGGUCCCUCAGAGUCCAACAUUGUUACCUAGAAAUGUUCCCCCUCAAAGCCAGCAUGGCGCAAGCUUUCGGCCCCCAAAUAAUCCAGGGUCCGGUACUUGGGGAGUCGAGGGCGUGGGAAAAGAAACGGCGUGGCGUCUGUAUUGCGUCCCUCUCCCCCAAAAGGCCAAGGAGGCCUCGACCACCCGUUUGAAUCAUAGACCCUUCCAUCUGCCUCGCGGAAACAGAUACCUAGCAAGAGAGAUCCCGACGGGUCGGCAGAUAGACCCACCAGAGCGUACGGAGUUCAUUGUAUACCAGGCCAUCCAAGCCCAUCGCCGUCCAUCAACCUUACCUUACCCCCAUUCCCUCUCUCACGCCCCCCUUUCCUCGCCACCCGGGACCCCUAGCUAGAGGUCGACAUCACAUCACGAGAUACCUAGAUAACCCGGACUAAACAAGAGUCACAAUCUCAAUUGCCUACGGAGUACCUUGCCUGCCUACCUUUACGAGGUGU